Molecule: messenger RNA, 849 nt
Organism: Pollicipes pollicipes
Lineage: Eukaryota; Metazoa; Arthropoda; Thecostraca; Pollicipedomorpha; Pollicipedidae
Product: E3 ubiquitin-protein ligase RGLG1-like
Exons: 4
Coding region: 1-849 (282 amino acids)
Biological process (GO): protein ubiquitination
Cellular component (GO): nucleus
Molecular function (GO): ubiquitin-protein transferase activity
Source: RefSeq, a predicted model, not a curated record
AUGCUCGACCUGCUCCUCUUCUGCGCCUCCGUCGCCGUCGGCUUCUAUCUCUUCUACUGGUACCGGAGCGACCUGGCGCGCGCCGCAGAGUCGAUCCAGGACAGCUUCCAAAGCCACGGCGACCUGAUGCGCGCCAUCCGCCGCUGCGGCCUGCGCCGCCUGCGCACCGUACUCGGCGUCGACUUCAGCGCCAGCAACGAGUGGCAGGGAAACCGCACCUUCGGCCAUCAGUGCCUGCACCGCGUGGUGGCGCUCAAGCCGAGCAACCCGUACCAGCGGGCUAUCCAGGCGGUGGGCCGCGCGCUCGAGCCGCUGCUCGACGGCGGUGACGUGUUCGCCUACGGCUUCGGCGACGCCACCAGCCGGGACGCGGGCGUGUUCCCGCUGCGGCCGGACGGCCGGGCGUGCGUCGGCUUCCGCGACGCGCUCAGCAGCUACUCAGCGGCGGCGCGCGGCCGCGUGCUGGCCGGCCCAACCAGCCUCCGGCCGCUGAUCGAGCGGGCCGUGCAGCACGCGCGCCAGCUGCCGGCCGCCGACGACACGAUCGCCGCGCUCGUCGACGCGUCGGCGCACCCGCUCUCUGUCGUGCUGGUCGGCGUCGGCGACGGACCGUGGGACACCAUGGAGGCGCUCGACGACUUCGUGCCGGCGCGGCGCUUCGACAACUUCCAGUUCGUCGACUUCAACCAGGCGUGCGCGCCGGGCGGCGGCGGCGAGCUCGUGUUCGCCAUGCACCUGCUCAUGGAGGUGCCCGAACACUUCCGGCUGCUCUUCGAGAGCUCGCCGACGCGCAUCAUCGCCGGCGACCCGACGCCGCGGCUCCGACGCAAGGUCAUGUCGCUGCGGUAG